AUUAUUAAUCAGAUGAGUGAGACCUACUUAGGAAUGAAAUAAUUUUUCAAAUUUUAACAAAUUAUUUGAAGAAAAAAAAAAGAAAAGAAAAACACUAUUUAUAGGGAAAAUAAAAAAUCUCCGAUUUUAACACCUGAUGUCGUUUUAACUUUUCACAACAUGGCGUCCGACAGAGGGAAGUAUAGGACAAACAUCAAGAAACGAACAGUAUGCUUGUACUAUAUACAAAUAUAAAGUGUCAUACAGUGCGGCCAUGGAUGCAUGUAUUUGCGCGUGCACGAGUGAGGCUCUCUGUACACGUCCAUCAUGAGUCAAAAUUUACGGUUCUUUCAUAUUUCGUGAUUAAUGUCUUCGUCAACAAAAAGAAUGCAAAUUUAGUCUCGGAACUACACCUGCUCAAUCCUAUGGACUGUUAUCCCACGAGGAUGACUCUUUCUGCCCGUUAAAUUGUAACAAUUGAAUAAAACAAAAUUUUGCAAGUAUGGAACAAAGUAGAAAUAGACCAAGUAGACCACGUCUACGUUCACAUGGUAACUCUGCACGAGUUCUUGUAUUCGAUCAAAUGGAAUCAGAAGACACCAACAGUAGCACAGAACAAACACGUAAUCGUCCUACAAUAUCAAAGGUUGAAAGUAAAGAGGCCCCUGUUCGACCAGUUAGUGGAGAAUUAUCAAAUUUAGUUCGUAUGCGGAAUUCAGCCAUUGGAAAAUCAGCUCCUUCUUUGUCAGUUCACAUGCGUGAUCCGAACAUUCCUCGUCGAUCUGCUAAAGCAGCACAUCGUAAAUCUUUCAUUGCAACAACAUCGCCUACUUUACCACGUUGCCAUUCACCUUUAUCUGCUUUCAUCCCAAUUGUAGGCAGUCCUCUAGAAAGCCCUAGGAUGUCAUCCAGUCCACAUUUUGCUUUUGCUCCUGUUAAAAGGAUUGGGGGUGCUACAGGAACUGGUGAUGGUAGAAGAUGGUCAGUUGCAAGUUUACCUUCUAGUGGCUAUGGGACAACACCUGGUUCGAGUAAUGUUUCGUCACAAUGUUCGAGUCAAGAACGUUUACAUCAGUUACCAAAUGUUCCAACUAAAGAUGAGCUACGCAUGUUAUCUUGUCACUUUUCUAAGCCUGGUACACCAUGUUCAUCACAUCCAGGUUUUCCUGGUUCCAGUAUAUCUACCAUUUCUGGUAGUCUUGAAGAAGAAGGUCGUAAAUCACCAUUACAUCGACCGCGAUCACGAAGCUUAAGUAGUCCGAGUCGAUCACCUGUUCUUGAUAGUGAGAUUGUCAUGAUGAAUACUUUGUACAAAGAACGAUUUCCAAAGGCUACGCAACAAAUGGAAGAACGUUUAACAAAUUUUAUUAAUGAAAACAAGGAAAUCGAUGAACAUGAAGUAGUGACACAUAUGACUCCAGAUUCUUUACCAAUUUUACGUUUUGUUCAUCAUCAAGUGAUCGAAAUGGCAAGAGACUGUUUACAAAAAUCACAAGAGAAAUUAAUCACAACAAGAUAUUUUUAUGAAAUGAGUGAAAAUUUAGAACAUUUAUUAAUGGAAACCAAGGAAAAAUCGUUAGAAGCUGCAACACGAUUGACAGGUUUAAUAAAAAAACUUUUACUAGUGAUCUCACGUCCAGCGCGAUUAUUAGAAUGUUUAGAAUUUGAUCCAGAAGAAUUUUACCAUUUACUUGAACGAGCUGAGGGUCAAGCUAAAUUUAAUGCAGGAAUAAAAACUGACAUUCCUCAGUAUAUCAUUAAUAAACUUUCUUUAAAUAGAGAUCCAAUAACUGAAUUACAGGAAGAUCUGAAUAAGCUGGAAGAUUCUGCAAGUUCUAGUGAUAGUAACUUACAAUUAACAUCGAGUCCUAAUAAAGAUGAUGAUAAAUCUCAACGUGUUCCUUGUGAAAGUGAUUAUGAGGUAUUAAAACUUAUUAGUAAUGGAGCAUAUGGUGCAGUGUAUCUAGUUAAGGAAAAGACGACUAGACAAAGAUUUGCAAUGAAGAAAAUUAAUAAAAAUAAUCUAAUGCUUCGUAAUCAAGUGGAACAAGUGUUCGCUGAAAGAGAUAUAAUGAGUUUCACAGAUAAUCCUUUUGUAGUAUCUAUGUAUUGUAGUUUUGAAACGAAGAAACAUUUAUGUCUUGUAAUGGAAUAUGUUGAAGGUGGAGAUUGUGCAAAUCUUCUAAAAAAUAUUGGUCCACUUCCAUCAGAUAUGGCAAGAUUUUAUUUUGCAGAGACUGUUUUAGCUGUAGAAUACCUGCAUAGUUAUGGUAUUGUUCAUAGGGAUUUGAAACCUGACAAUUUACUUAUUACAGCAUUAGGUCACAUUAAACUUACAGACUUUGGUCUUAGUAAAAUGGGGCUUAUGUCUUUGGCAACAAAUCUUUAUGAGGGAUAUAUAGAUAGAGAUACUCGACAAUUCUCUGAUAAACAAGUAUUUGGUACACCUGAAUAUAUCGCACCAGAAGUUAUAUUAAGACAGGGAUAUGGAAAACCUGUUGAUUGGUGGUCUAUGGGAAUUAUACUUUAUGAAUUUCUUAUUGGUUGUGUACCCUUUUUUGGCGAAACACCCGAAGAACUGUUUGCUCAUACCGUUAAUGAUGACAUAGAAUGGCCAACUGAGGAUGAUUGGCCAGUUCAUCCUGAAGCUAAAGAUAUUAUAACUGUAUUGUUACAACAAAGUCCUAGAGAUCGAUUAGGAACUGGUGGUUCACAUGAAGUUAAAGAACAUCCUUAUUUUUAUGGCGUUAAUUGGAAUAGUCUUCUUAGACAAAAAGCUGAAUUUGUACCACAAUUAGUUGAUGAUGAGGAUACGAGUUACUUUGAUACUCGUAUGGAUAGAUAUAAUCACGAUAUAGGCGAUGAUACAGAUGACACUGAUGAUUCUCCUUUAUUUGGAUCGUUUUCUUCGUAUUCGCCACAAUCACGGAAAAUUUCUCAAAGCCGUCCACAGCAAACAAAUAUAGAGCCAGAAGUGGAUUCUAAAAAACAACCUUUCCAUACUGAUUUAGAAAGCACAGUUUCACAACUUUCUCUUGUAUCGAAUACAUCUGUUACUACUACUACUACUACUCCAUCCAAACUCUUAGAAACGAGUCAAAAUUCAGAGAAAAGUCGGUCGCUUCUUUCUGUCAAGACGACUCCAUGUGUCGAAAAUCUGAAUAGGCCUAUAAAGUCAAAUAUAUCAUCUAUUGGUUCUACUUCUACUGGAAGCAGUGAAUCUCAAUUAACUGUGGUCAAAAAUAUUCAAUCAGAAAAUACUUCUAUUAAUUUGAGUACACCAGAUUCUUCACAAACAGAAUCCGAAGACAUCAGCCCACAAAUACAAAGGAAACGUCACACACAUUCUCGUGAUAAGCUGCCCAGGUUCAGUAUUCCUAUUGAUGAUGAGCACAUGCUGGAUUUAACAGCAGCGAAUAAGGAGAUCCUCGAGGAUAAACAUAAUUCUAGUACUGAUUCCUUUGAAUCUUAUAAUGCAGUUUCCAUUUUACCGGCAAAUAAGUCAAAGUCAAGGUCUGUUAUUAAGUCUGCAUCGACUAGUGGCUUGUCACUAGUAAUACCAACUAGUGAAUUUACUUAUGAUUCAAUAGUCAGUAAUCAAUCUAUUGAGUCACCUGGUGGAUCUUCUACUGCUUCUUCGAGAGAUACAUCUCCAUGUCGAGAAUUAAGUCCUCUUGUAACCAGUUUGAAACCUCCCAUUAUUAUAAGAAGAGGACCAUGUGGAUUUGGUUUCACAGUGCAUACCAUCAGAGUCUAUUACGGUGAUAGUGAUUUUUACACUAUGCAUCAUUUAGUAAUGGCAGUUGAUCAGUCAAGUCCUGCAUUUGAAGCUGGUUUGAGGCCAGGGGAUUUGAUAACGCAUAUAAAUGGAGAACAUGUACAAGGGUUAUAUCACACUCAAGUUCUCCAGUUAAUGCUGAGUGGCGGUGAUCACGUCACUUUACGUAGUACACCUUUAGAAAAUACCAGUAUUAAAUCUGGUGGUAGAAAAAGAGAUCUCACUCAGAGUAAAAUGGCACGCAGAACAUUUCAUAAACAAAGGAAACAAAAAAGAGAGCUUUCUGACAAGAAACGAAAAACGUCUCUUUUUAAACGAAUAAGUUCGAAACGUGCUAGUGUAGAAAUGCAACAGCCAUUAAGUAUCAAUUGUCCAUUGUCAGCACCCAUUCUGUCCAGUGACAACAAACCUCCACUUAUGAUGGCUGCAGGAAUUUGUUCACCUUCAAUGGUGACCCCUAGUCGAUCUUUCCAAUCCUUCACACGUUCUCAAGAAAUUACACCUUAUUAUGGUGCAUGUACAAAAUCCGUCUGUAGUCCUUCUCCACCAACAAAUCGUACUAAUUCAGAAUCCUAUCAUUCAACUGGAAAUUCAAGUCCAUGUUCAAGUCCAAAUUCCUCUUCACCGGGUUCUAAUAUUUCUAUUGGAAAUUUAUCAAAUCAAUCACAUUAUCAAAGACCAAGUACUUUGCAUGGUUUAAAGCAUAAAUUACAUACAGCUGCAAAAAAUAUCCAUUCUCCUAAUCGUAGGAAGUCUGUAGGGCACAUACCUUUAUCUCCUUUAGCUAGAACUCCCAGUCCAUCGCCACUUCCUGCUAGUCCAACAAGAAGUCCAAGUCCUUUAGCAUUUCCUACAGGACACCAACCUGGUAGUUCUAAUACUACGCAAUCAUAUAGUCCAGGUGUCUGUUUGUCAGCACCUAGUAGUCAGAAGAAAGGUUAUGGACGUCCAAAAUCAGCAGAACCAGGGUCACCACUUUUAAGAAGAGCUCUCAGUCCUGAUAGAUUGCAUCCUCGUUCAGCGGAAAAUAAAACAUCGAUAUCGCCAUUGGCAAAUACCGUCGUAAAAGUAACACCACGUGUGACAAUUGCUCAAACGUCUCAUGCUGAAAUUUCUGAAGAGGCUAAUGAAAUAAUGAAUAAAGAAAGCAGUGAUAUAAAAGGCGAGAAGAAAGUGUGUACAGAACCGAAAAACGUAGUCGAUUAUCCUAAAUUAACACAUGGUAUAUCGAUUAAUAUAGCAAACGUCGGUAUAUCUAAUGCUUGUGGAAGUACACAGUUACCAAGAAUAGCAGAAGAAAAAGAUUCGCCAACUGGAACUAAAAGCGAUGAUUAUACAUCUAAAGAAGUCAUGGUGCCUGUGGAGAAAAAUGAGAAAAAUGAUGCACGUAACGAUCGAAUAUCAUUAGGAGAUAAAAAUGUAACUUACAAUAAAGAAUCCCGCAGUGUUUAUCCUAACGAAAUCAGUGUGAGUAAUCUAGAAUCACGAAAUAAUGAAGCAAUAAAAGACAUUGUUCAUCAAAAUGAAACACCGAGUACACUGAUAUCUCAUGGUGUAUCUCCAAUGACGUUAGAACAAAAACAAUUGAAACGUAAUGAAACGGAGAUCAAAUUAACUUCAUUUAAUUUGGGUGCUCUCGAACAAUCAACUUCUAGCAAGAAUAGUGUAGAUAACACUCAAGAGUGUCGGAAAAUAUUAAAGAAAUAUAAAGUCGAUACUUUAGAUAACUCGAUAAUUCGUGACGAUUCAAUACGUUCGUGUGAAAACAGUGAGUUUGUAAGUGAGAAAAAAAAUACCUAAUUAUGUGUGCGCGCAACCAUUUACUUUGAAAAACUAUUUUUAGAAAUAGGUUUAGUAUAAAACUUAGUAGCAAAAAGCAUCAAUAUUUGACUAUAAUCAAUAAUGCUUGUUGAAAAAAAGGAAAAAGGAAAAAAAAAUAAGGAAAAUCUCCAUUUCGUGUUUUUGAUGUGAAAAUGAAAUCCAUGGAGAGAAAGAAAGAGAGUCGUUUGUCGUAACUGUAAAAGUAUUAUGUAUCGUGUAUAAGUCUAUACGUCGUUUGAGGUAUCAAUCUGUGUGAUAAUACUCUUAACUAUUCUCUUGCUAUACCAUUGUCCAAGUCAAAUUUGUUAAAUUGAGCUCAUAGCUAGUUACAAUUUAAAAAAAAUAUUUGUGUCGAAAGUUAUACGCUUCCAUUAAAUAAUUGUUUAUAAAGGAGUAAAUUACCGACAUUUUAGAAUAGCUUUGUCCCGCCAUACGCUUAGUAAAACAAAACAAAAAAAAUAAGAUCAAAAUAAGCAAAAAUAAAAAAAAAGUACCUUAAAGAAUUCCAAGAAUUUUGAAUUUUUAUUUAAGUUAAUAAAGUUUGUUGGGUAUAUUUAAAGAAAAGAAAAAAAAAAACUUAGAUUUAGAAACUUUAUAAUUUGUUAUAUUGUACGGUAGUCAAAAAUAAUUCGUAAAAUCUGUGAUCGUUGAGACGCGCCAUUAUAUUACGUAUAUAUUAAAUA
Messenger RNA from Vespa velutina, 6261 nucleotides. RefSeq names its product microtubule-associated serine/threonine-protein kinase 3 (gene dop). NCBI's taxonomy places the organism in Eukaryota, Metazoa, Arthropoda, Insecta, Hymenoptera, Vespidae. Gene Ontology annotation, biological process: peptidyl-serine phosphorylation; intracellular signal transduction. The coding region runs from base 482 to 5557 and encodes 1691 amino acids. Gene Ontology annotation, molecular function: magnesium ion binding; ATP binding; protein serine/threonine kinase activity. The record is from RefSeq and is a predicted model, not a curated record. The transcript has 22 exons.